This is a messenger RNA of Oncorhynchus gorbuscha (pink salmon), 1545 nucleotides long. Its product is annotated as protein OS-9-like. Gene Ontology annotation, cellular component: endoplasmic reticulum lumen. The record is from RefSeq and is a predicted model, not a curated record. Gene Ontology annotation, biological process: endoplasmic reticulum unfolded protein response; retrograde protein transport, ER to cytosol. Lineage: Eukaryota; Metazoa; Chordata; Actinopteri; Salmoniformes; Salmonidae. Bases 1 to 1545 code for a protein of 514 amino acids. The transcript is spliced from 11 exons.
AUGAGCUUCCCUGAGACGGUUUCUGAAAGUUUGUGCAGAAGUUCUUUGGUUGAGCAAACCCACAGUUUAAUCAGCUGUCCGGGUGGCUGGUCUCAGACGAUCCAGCAGAUGAAGAAGCCGGGUGUGGACGUCCUGGGCUGGAGUGAUUACACGUGGUCUGCUGUUGUGAGGCCGACGAAAGACUUGUGGACAUGUGAGUUCUGCUAUGGACAACACAUUAGACAGUACCAUCUUGAGGACACAGGUGUCAAAGGGGAUGUUUUCUUCCCAGGUUACUAUGAUUCAGAGUUUGACUGGAUCAAUGAAACAGCCAAGGCCUCCAAGCAGCACAGGUUGAAGCGCUACCACAGUCAGAGCUAUGUCAAUGGCUCCAAAUGUGACCUGAACGGGAGCCCCAGGGAGACUGAAGUCAGGUUUGUGUGUGAGAAGUGGUCGGGUGACUACGUGGCCCGUGUGGACGAGCCCCAGUCCUGUCGCUACGUACUGACGUUCCACACCACCCGCACCUGCCUGCACCCCUUCCUGUGUCCGCCCUCCACCGCCAAGCCCCAGGGCAUUGUGUGCCAGCCAGCCCUCAGCACCCAGCAGUACAUGGACUAUGUCAAGGCCCAAGUCUCGGACACAAAACGUAAAGUGGAGCAGAUCUCAGAGGAGCUGAAGACUCUCGAUGAGAUUUUGACCGGUGAUGAGGGGACAGAUGGCACAGCGGAUGAGCGGACAGACGAGGAGUCAGCUACACCAACCGAAGUACCAGAUGUCCUGGGGUCAGACACAGAAGCUUUUGGAGAUGAAACAUUCAACUCCAAGGUCAUCACAGACCCUGCAGACCUGAUGAAAUGUGUGCAGCAUCUAAAAGAGAGCAACAGAAAGAAAGCACAAAAUGAAGCCGAAAGAGAGGCACUGAGGAAGAAAAAGGAGAGACGUGGAGCCGAGGAUGAGGAUGGAGAAGAGCGUCUCCUGUGGCACGAGUUUGAUGAAGAGAUAGCUGGCCUUUUACCCUUUAGUGUGUACUUUACUGCUCAGCAGGAGCUGGACACAGAGGGUCUGAAGGGGGAGUUUGACCGCACUCAGGCCACCCAGACUCUUGAGACAUCUCUGGACAAGCUGCUGAACCGCUUAGAGGACAAAGACGCCGGGGACACAGAGGCAGAGCACCUGACAGAGGGAGGCCAGAAGGCCAAUGACCCAGCCAGGGGCCCCCCCAACAGCCAGGUAACUGAGCUCUCCACCAAAGGCUCCACUCACUGGGCCUGGGUCUACGUACACUUCUAUAACAGAUCCCCCCUACAUCCUGCUUCCCUACGUAUACUUGUUGGGAGGGGACCUCUCUUUGUCUCUCGUCUCGUCACACCAAACCAAGCGACUGACGACCAUGUUCAAAUCAGAGUUACUAAGUAUAAGACGAGCAGCAGCCCCGAUGGGGAGGUCGAAGUUCAGGAGAUGGGCGAAGGCGACCUCCAGUGGCAGCAUAUUAAGGACAUGGUUAAAGGACAGCUAGAGAAGGCGGGACUGAAGGCCGAAGGUAAAAUUGAGGUGAAGAUUUGA